AUGGCCGGGAAGGUGGCGCUGCUCCUGUGGGCCCAGACCCUCGGCCUCGCUGGUGCCCAGACCACCCAGCUCCUGGUGGAGCCCCCCUGGAGGCCAGCGGUGCUGUGGGACCGGGUGACACUGACCUGCCAAGGCUUGGGGACUGCCGGUGCCACCAUCUGGUACAAGGACGGGCGGCGCUGGUGGCAGCAGGGAAAGGACCGCCUCAUUGUCACCCUGAGUGGAACCUAUGAGUGUGACAGACCUGGCAGUGGGCUCAGCCCCGCUGUGAACAUCUCAGAUGACUGGCUGGUGCUGCAGGUGCCAGUGCAGGUGCUCUUGGAGGGGGACACAGUGACACUGCGCUGCCGGAGCUGGCGAGACAACCCGAUCACCUCAGUGUCCUUCUACCACGAGGACGAGGAACUGGAGGUGUUCCCCAAUGGCACUCAGCUGUCCCUGUCCCGUCUGCGGCUGAACCACAGUGGCCGCUACCGCUGCAAGGGCCAGGUGGGAACCUGGGGUUGGAAGGAGUCAGCGCUGGUGACAGUGACAGUUCAGGUGCCCGUGGCCCACGCCACCAUCACCCCUGAUGUCCUGGAGGUGACACCGCAUGACACGGUGGCCGCAGGUGUCAGUGGGGCCCUUUUGUUCCUGCUCCUGCUCAUGGGUGUCAUUGUGGCCUGGCAUCGGUGGAACCAUGUGGAUGCCAGGAAGCACCAGCAAAGGGCCCCCCCAGACCCCCUGGAACUCCCAGUGGAGGAUCCUCAGGCGACGUACAUGGAGCUGCAAAGGCAAUCGUUGGAACCCAGCGACAUCUAUGAAAAUCUACACCAAAAGUUGUGA
Molecule: messenger RNA, 825 nt
Organism: Zonotrichia leucophrys gambelii
Lineage: Eukaryota; Metazoa; Chordata; Aves; Passeriformes; Passerellidae
Product: low affinity immunoglobulin gamma Fc region receptor II-like
Exons: 8
Coding region: 1-825 (274 amino acids)
Biological process (GO): cell surface receptor signaling pathway
Cellular component (GO): plasma membrane
Molecular function (GO): transmembrane signaling receptor activity
Source: RefSeq, a predicted model, not a curated record